Molecule: messenger RNA, 846 nt
Organism: Zootoca vivipara (common lizard)
Lineage: Eukaryota; Metazoa; Chordata; Lepidosauria; Squamata; Lacertidae
Product: proto-oncogene Mas-like
Biological process (GO): G protein-coupled receptor signaling pathway
Cellular component (GO): plasma membrane
Molecular function (GO): G protein-coupled receptor activity
Source: RefSeq, a predicted model, not a curated record
AUGUUAAUCAUAUGCAUUCCAAUCUGCAUUUUGGGAUUAGUUGGAAAUGGAAUGGUCAUUUUGUUUAUUCAUAUGAUCAAGAAGAAUAAGUUCAAUGUGUAUGUCAUGAAUAUGGCUAUGGGUGAUUGUGUUGUCCUUCUCUAUCUACUGGGUUAUUUUGCGUUAUUUGUAGAACCAGCUCGUGUCAAUGCACACACUUCACGUUUUCUAGAGAUAACAUAUUUUCUUGGACGCAACUCUGGUUUCUAUAUAUUAACAGCUCUCUGUGCUGAAAGGUAUCUGUCGCUUUUUUCCCCUGUCUGGUGUCAACGUCACAGACCAGAGAACUUCUCAGCUAUUGUGUCUGCCAUUCUGUGGGCCUUCUCGUGCGUAAUAGCUUUUGCAGAAGAAUUUACAUGCUAUCGAAGAUUCUAUGCAUUUAUGAAUGGAGACACUUUCCUUUGUGAUACUGCAACUGUAUCUGAAUUUAUCAUCGACUUCCUGAUUUUUGUGCCCAUCAUGGUCUUUUGCACUGUGGCCAUUUUCAUCAAAAAGCAGGGGAAAACACAAUCAAUGCUCGACAACACGAUUGUAGCGACAGUUAUUCUGUUUCUAAUUUUUGAUGGGUCAGCUAGACUUUUGGAAUAUAUAAACUACUGGCAUGAUGAUUUAGUAGAAAUGCCACUGUUUACAUUCUCUGUGUUAUUUGAUUCCAUAUGCAGCAGUAUCAACCCUUUUUUAUAUUUUGCUAUUGGAUGGUGGGGCAGGCAAAAAGCCCAGGAAACCUUAGAUAUUUUUGUAGAGAGAGCUUUGAAUUAUGAAACAAACAUAGAACAAGCAACACAAGCAGACCAAGAGAAGACUUGA